Molecule: messenger RNA, 3003 nt
Organism: Wilcoxina mikolae CBS 423.85
Lineage: Eukaryota; Fungi; Ascomycota; Pezizomycetes; Pezizales; Pyronemataceae
Source: the annotation of a GenBank genome assembly
UCUUUGGAACUACCGUUGCCUCAUAUACAACGCCAUACAACACGAUUACUAUCCUGAAACCAAGCUCAAAUCCAACCUUCAACAAGCAAGGGUCUACACCUUCGUAUUGCUGCUCAAAGUCCUCAUGAGCCAACAAGCCUGUAGCAGCUAUCCAGUUGUUAGCAUCAUAGCCUUCAAUCACGCGAGGGGACCCGAAGUCGAACAGUGGAUAGGCGUCGAGAACGAGAACGACAUCUCCGAGUGGCCUCUGCUCCCGUUCCUAGCCCUCACCGACGGCGCUCACAGCUUCUCCGAAGACUUCUCGUAUUUUACGCUCAAACAUUCCAAUGGCGACAGACAUUCCACAUUGUUUGGAAUCUCGUGUACGAGGCAAUUGGACAGCAGAGAGCUCAUAGACCGACCGGCCGAUGUUACUAGAAGUACGGUGCAGAAAGCCGUGGUUGUUAUUGCAGAUAGCCCAACAGUGUUUUUCGGGCACUUAAAGCAGCAAUUAUCGGCAGUUACUCAGGCGUGGUUUGCACAGAGAAACUUUGAAGAUCUGGAUAUCAUAAAGCGAUUCCAAGAAAGCUUGAAAGCGAGCCUGAAGCUCAGCUUGGAAAAUGAGAAUGAACGAGACCACUUUGUAGGGUUACCCCUAAGAGAACUCGUAUACGAAUUCAAGCAUCAGGCUUUGGUAUUGUUCAAGUGCAUGCUUCUGCAGCCAAAGAUGCUUUUCUUUGGUAGCCGAGGUGAAACUCUGUGCAUGACACAGUUUUCAUUACUGUCCCUUAUCCCGGGACUACUUCGAAAUUUGCAAGAUUGCAGCGAUCCGGACCUAGAUAGCUAUGAGUCGACGUUAGUGAAACCGACAUCUGUACGAACGAGUGAUAGAAAGUCUCUGUUGGCGUUCAUGGGCCUUCCACUCCAGAUAUUUGGCAGGGGCAGUUUGUUCGGACCAUACACGCCUUUACAGCAGUUGGAUGUUCUGGCGGAUGUCGGUACGAAGUCCUACAUAGUUGGGAGUACCAACUCGUUGUUGUUACAACAAAGGGAUAGAUAUUCGGAUAUUCUAAUAAACCUCGAGGAAAAGACAGUCAACAUCACUUCGUCGUCACUAAGAAUUGCAUUGGCCCUUUCUGCGGCCGACAGACGAUGGAUUGACAGCUUAGUUCAAUCUGUGACAGAAUCCUGGGAUGAAGCCGAUCCGUCGCGCCCGAAGACUAUGGGCUUUGUCGGGAGUGAGGAGUACAUUCGACUUCAGUUCGAAGAGUAUAUGCUUUCCAUGGUAUCUGCUGUGAAGUAUCACAUAUUCCUAGAAAAGCAUGCCGGAGCAACGAAUGUGACAUUGCCUGAUGUUGAGGGAGAUCCAUCGAUUGACUUCAAUCCCGACUUUGUAGAUUACUGGAAGAAAACAGAGAAUUUCAGGAUAUUUCAAAAGUUUACAGACCCUGAAAUACCGUUCGAUUUGGUUCCUCCAAAACAUGUGAUGGCCGGUGGCUUAACCGUAGAAGACGUUCAAAGACGAAUCGCACAGCAAGUGCAUGAGCUUGGACUAGACGAGAAAGUCCACGCCGGCAAAGAGGCUGUAGCGAAGACAUGGGCCACUGGGCGGAAUAAUCUGUCUCUAGCUUUCACUAACCUCAGUAAGAAUGUUGAGUACUACCGGGAACAACGGAGACUGCAAGCUCAACAACAAGCUUCUGAAAGCGCUUCACCAGAAAAGCCGUCCACUCCGACUGCACCAAUAUCUCCGGUUUUGGAUGAAGCACCCUCAAAGGCAACAGCAUAUAUUUCAUCUUGGACACAAUGGGCAGGGGAGAAGAGGAGGAAGGCAUUCUCUGGAACGGCAACUCCACCUCCAGAAGGGCCUGCAUCUCCAGAUCUACCCGCAGAGAAACCUUCUGCAAGAUCUUCAAUCUUCAGUCGAUGGUCUAAAAGCUCUUGGGACUUGGGAAACAAGCCCGACGAAGGACCGAGGGAUAGGGAUACCGCAUCGACAGAAAUUGUUAGGGAGACUGUUUGGGAGAACAAUGAAGGUGCCAAGCGCCGGAUAGACGAGAAGGAGCUACCUAAGGUUCGCAAAAGCCUACCACCACCCCCAGUACCCACAAAAAACGACCCCCCCACUACCACCGAAACGGAGAACGAUAACGACAACGACAACGACAACGAUAACGACAACGACAACGAGAAGGGGAAGGAGAAGGAGAAGAAGCAGGAGAAUACAGAAUUGCCCCUAGCUGUUGCAAUAGCAGAUACGCCAUCACACCAAGAGAAAUCUGCCCUGGGUCCUGCCCAAUGGCCACUCUCUGACGAAAAUACGGUUAUCGAAGCGGUUAAAGAAGUGACCGUCAUUUCAACUGUUACUGCUACUGCUGUCCCCACGGAAUCGGUGCCAACUAUUGCACGAAAGUACCACAAUUCGCCGAUUACAGUUACCAAACCUGCGCCAGAAGCACAACCGGCAGCCAAGUAUGUCGAGGAAACGAAUGCCCGAACCACUCCCGAGCCCAAAUCUACUCCGGUGUCUCAGAAUGAGCUCAAGGAACCUAAGGUAGAAUCGAUAGUGAAGAGGCUUUCUUUGAAGCUGGGCGCAGAUGAGAAACCUAACAGUGCACCACUGCCUAAGUCACAGCCACGUCCUGUGUCUCCCACAAAAAGAGACAUUCCGAAACGCACCACCGUGACGAGCUCACUUGCGGCGAGGAGAGCGAUGUUUGAGAAAAAAUAGACCCUAAUCUUUUUCAAAAAGAUAUAAUAGCUGUUUCUUACAUUUUUCGCAUUUUUUCCUAUUAUCUCUAUCUGGUCGAGGUAGUUAAUGCACUUGCGUGGGAGUUGUCUUUUUGUGUUUUUUUUGUGCGAUUUUUUGGAUUGCCUCGAAGAGAGGAUGUUUUGAAAGUCCGUUGCAAAGGGGGUUAUAGUUUGGUUCUUGCAUCAUGAUCAUAUACCUCUUCCUAAACGAUCGUCGCAAUGUUAUGUAGAAAUGUCAUUAAUGGAAUGGAUACCGUACCUAUAAUUCAAGAG